UUGUUAAUAGAUGCUCAAUAAAUAAUUGUUGAAUGAAUGAAGCAAUUAUAUCUUUCCUUUCCUCCUACCUACUUAUCUUCCAGUAUCAUUUGAGUUUUAUAGCCAAGUAAGUGAAAGUGGAAUUGUAAAAAGUCAUGAUCAGCUUGUGAAACACAAAUAGUUCAUGCUUUUUAGUUCUGUAUUUUCAAGAUAAAAUCCCAAUGAAAUGCCCUCCUCCUUACUCAUGCUAGGUAAAUUGCCAGGAGUUGUGUUAAAUGAACAUACUUUAUGAAACUUUUCUAAUGUUGGAAAAAUAAAGCUGCAGGAUCUUGAUAAUUUAUUUCUUGUAUUUUAAGUUGGAAUUUCGAACUUGAUUUUCUAUAGAAACUGUUAUAAGUGAUAGUUAAAAUUCCUUAGUGCUAUCAUUAUAUAAGGAUCAUUUAGACUUUCCUUGGAUCAAAUAAGUUUUGUGAAUUGCCUUAAGAUGUUUUGUAUCGUAUGAUUUCUUAGGGAAAUAAAUAGCAACUAGUUUCUUGAAUGAUAUUUUCAGGGUUGUUGUGAAAUCUAGUUGUCUUCCUUUGAUUAUUUUGUGUUUUCUAUAUAAAUAAAAAGUAUUUCAAGUGACAUUGCUAUUUGAGAGUAUAGUAGUGGGCACUGGAUGGCAAGUGUUAAAAGAUUUUAUUCAAGAAGGUGGGAAAUUUCCCUCUUUUCCUAAUACUUUGUUCCUACCUUUUUUUUGCCCCCCUUACAUGUCUUUCCUCACAUGUAGGCUAGUUAUGCCUCUGUGCCAUACCAGUACAUGCGUGUACUGAGGGAUGAAUGUUUGGGUCUCUUCAUAGUUGCUGGAGGGAUAAGGUAGAAUAUUAAAAAUAAGUUUAUUUUCUCCGAAAACUCUCUUGAAAAUAUCUUCCUUUUCUAGUUUGGGACAACUCUACUCCUUCUGCUUGAACCCAAAAUUAAAGUUAAAUUGACAUAUAGUCUAGCCAGGAAAGAAAUGGAACACAUAAACUGACAAACUAUGUCAAUAAACAUAAAAGCAUAGUGCCAAGAAGGUAUGAGCUGGUUCUGAAAGGGAGAGACAGUCAUGGUGCAAAUGUAUUCAUUGAUUUAACAACCAUUAAUUCAUUUUUUUAAGUUUGUUUAUUCCUUGAGAGCACAUGCACACAAGUGGGAGAGAGAGAAUCCCAAGCAAGCUCCGCACUGUCUGCACGGACAGAGCCCUAUGAGGGACAUGAACUCACGAACCGCAAGAUGAAAUUAAGAGUUGAAAUCAAGAGUUGAACACUUAACCCACUGAGCCACCGGGCGCCUCAGCAAACAUUAAUUUAUUAAUUCACCAAAUCUUGCAUUGCAUGUGUGUGCUGGAAAGCUGUCUUCAAAGGAGGUGGAGAUGACACAUUAGAGAACACACUAGUUGACCAAAGACCUUCCAAGAGUAAUAUGGAUGUAAUCUGAAACUGGCUCCCGUAUGUGGAGGGCAAGGACAGACUGAGGGAAGAGGCAGACCACUCCGGGUUGCUUUUUAGCUCCUCUUAUUAUUGAGUAUGAUAAACAUCUGGAAGAACUAAAUGGGCAGCUGAAAUAUUACCAGAAACAGAUGGGUGAGAUGAAACUACAACUUGAAAAUGUCAUCAAGGAAAAUGAAAGGUUGCACAGUGAAUUAAAAGAUGCUGUUGAAAAGCAACUGGAGACCCUUCCCUUUGGCACAGAUAUGGGAAAUGAUAUAUAUACAGAUGAUGAAACAGUCAGGAAUCUUCAAGAACAAUUACAACUAGCCAAUCAAGAAAAAACUCAGGCUGUGGAACUCUGGCAGAAUGCUUCUCAGGAGUUGGACAGACUUCAGAGACUUUACCAGGAAUAUAUGACUGAGGCCCAGAUUCAUGUAGUUGAAAGUCAAAAACAAAAGGAUCAACUGACCAAUUUUCAACAACUGACCAAGCAACUUCAUGUUACUAAUGAGAACAUAGAAAUGACUAACCAACACUUUCUGAAAACAGUAACUGAACAAAAUGUGGAAAUUGAGCAACUCCGAAAACAACUUAGGCAAGCCAAGUUAGAUCUGAGAAGUGCAGCAGCAAAAGUGGAUGAGUUAACCAAAGUAACUGAAGAUCUUCAAGGACAGAUGCAAAAGAAGGAGGAGGAUAUGUUGUCUGCCCAGGGAAGAGAGGAAGCAUCAGAUAGGCGUUUACAGCAGUUACAAUCUAGUAUAAAACAAUUAGAAACAAGACUCUGUGUAGCAAUGCAAGAAGCCACUCAGUUAAGAGAACAAAAAACACAUUUGGAAAAACAGACCAGAGAAUUACAAGCAAAGUGCAAUGAAUUAGAAAAUGAAAAAUAUGAAGCUAUUGUAAGAGCCAGAAAUAGCAUGCAGCUCUUAGAAGAAGCUAACCUUCAAAAAAAUCAGGCUCUACUUGAGGAGAAGCAAAAAGAAGAAGAUAUAGAGAAAAUGAAAGAAACAGUGUCUCGGCUUGUGCAAGAUGUUACCCUAAGAACCAGGAAGGAAGUUGCAAGCACAAGAAAACAGUAUAAUGUACAGAUUUCUCGACUAACAGAAGAACUUUCAGCCCUUCAAAUGGAGUGUGCUGAAAAACAAAGCCAAAUUGAACGAGCCAUUAGGGAGAAAAAAGCAGUGGAAGAAGAACUAGAAAAGAUUUACCAUGAAGGCAGAGUAAAUGAAAGUGAUUACAGAAAACUAGAGGAAAUGCACCAAAGAUGCCUGGUUGCAGAACGUUCAAAAGACGAUCUUCAGCUAAGACUUAAGACGGCAGAAAAUAAAAUAAAACAACUUGAAAUAAAUUCCUCAGAAGAGAUAUCACGUUGCCAAGAAAUGAUUCAGAAACUUCAAAACUUAUUGGAGUCUGAGAGAGAAAACUGUGGAUUUGUCAGUGAACAAAGGCUGAAACUUCAGCAAGAAAAUGAACAGUUACAGAAAGAGACUGAGGAUUUAAGAAAGAUUGCUCUUGAAGCUCAAAAAAAAGCCAAAUUAAAGAUCAGUACAAUGGAACAUGAAUUUUCAAUAAAGGAACAUGGAUUUGAAGUUCAAUUAAGAGAGAUGGAAGACAGUAAUCGAAAUUCCACUGUUGAACUGAGACAUCUCUUAGUGACUCAACAGAAGGUGGCCAAUAGGUGGAAAGAAGAAACAAAGAAACUUACUGAAAGUGCAGAGAUUAGAAUCAGUAAUCUAAAGAGUGAGCUGAGUCGACAGAAACUUCAUACCCAAGAGCUGCUUUCUCAGCUGGAAACGGCAAAUGAAAAGGUAGUUGAGAAUGAAAAACUAAUUCUGGAGCAUCAAGAAAAAGCCAACAGACUUCAAAGGCGUCUAAGUCAGGCAGAACAGAGGGCGGCUUCAGCUUCCCAGCAGCUCAGUGUGAUUACAGUGCAGAGAAGAAAAGCAGCCUCCAUGAUGAAUCUGGAAAAUAUUUAAAAAUAUUCAUAGUUCACUCUCAGAACUUUAGAAUUGGGAAAACUGUUCGACUAGAAGUGUAUUGAAAUGGUAAAAACCCAUAGAGAAUGGUUAAGGCUUGUGUCGUUUUGCAGAAGCAUUUUCCAUUCUGUUUUGAGGGGUAUGGAAAACAGAACAAUGACAGCUUCCUGUAAGUAAAGAAAAUAUAACCGUAUAUUGAGCUUCAGUGGAGAAUAAAGCCAGCUGGGAAGAAUUCAUUGCCUUCAUCAACGUGUCUAUUUUUUAAUUCUCCCUUCCUUCCUUUGGAAAAGCAUAAUAAUUUUUAAGCUAUACUAAUCAUGAGAAAGACAAUGCUAGAAUUUUAAUAUUUCAGGUUCCAUGAUUUGAGAAUUUUACAUCUAAUUGUUACUAACUCACUUUUUAAGU
Messenger RNA from Panthera uncia (snow leopard), 3808 nucleotides. RefSeq names its product sodium channel and clathrin linker 1 (gene SCLT1). The transcript is spliced from 21 exons. Bases 1577 to 3403 code for a protein of 608 amino acids. The record is from RefSeq and is a predicted model, not a curated record. Lineage: Eukaryota; Metazoa; Chordata; Mammalia; Carnivora; Felidae. Gene Ontology annotation, cellular component: centriole. Gene Ontology annotation, biological process: clustering of voltage-gated sodium channels; cilium assembly.